UAUUGAAAUUUAACUCUCAAUUUAAACAAAUUGGAGUUUGACUUUGAUAUGAAUGGAAUAAUUGACAGCCGUUGACCCUUUGGAUCAGGACUUUCGUGGAUGGUAACCACUUGUAACCAUUGAAUGGAGUAAUACUUUGGGUGAGUAUAUAAUAUAAGACCCUAAUUAACCGUUGACCCAGUUUCCCUCCUUAGAAUCACUCUCUCAAACUCGAAAUUUGAGUAGUUACAUUGCUGCUAAAUAAUGGCAAACACAGGAAAUCCAUUUCCUUAUCCAUCAACACUUAAUAUAGCAAAUUUUGUAACCAUCAAACUCUUUGAUUCUUCCAAUUAUGUGAUAUGGAAAGCACAAAUGCUUUGUCUUCUUGAAAGUCAAGAAUUAGUUGGUUUCAUCGAUGGAACAAUUCAACCACCAUUAGACAAGAUUACUGACUAUAAUGGAAACCAGGAUAAUAAUUACUUAAUGUGGAAAAGAAGUGACAGGCUUGUUAAAGGGUGGAUUCUUGGCUCUCUAACUGAAAAAAUGCUUGAGAAAGUGGUUGAGAAAAUCAGUGCUAGAGAUCUUUGGUUGGAAUUGGAGGAUAUCUGCUGUGCUAAGUCCCAGGACCAAUAUGAAGAAGCUGGUAGCACAAUGCAGCCAACAAUUGAGGAAGAAGAAAGAGUGGAAUCAGUGGAAGAUUACAGGCACUGUUUGACAUUAUACAGGGCUGCACGACGCGGGGAUUGGGAAGCCGCACAAGCAUUCUUACAUGAAAACCUGGAAGCUAAUAGAGUUGAUCUGAUCACUUCCUCAUUACAAACAGCACUUCACAUUGCUAUUGGUUUGAAGAAUGACAAUGCUUGCAAUUUUUUCAUUGAGAAUUUGGUGGAUUCCAUGUCGGAUGAUGCGUUAGCCAUACAAAACAGUUCAGGGGAAACAGCUCUUCAUUAUGCUGCUCGGUUUGGCAACUUACUUGCCGCAAAUAUUCUUGUCAAAAGAAACCAUAAUUUGCCUCAUGUUGCAUCCAACAAAGGCCUUUAUCCGAUACAUCUAGCAACUGAAUAUGGUUACAAAUCUUUGGAUAUGGUUCGUUACUUCUUCAGUGUCACCAAAAGUUCUGCUCCUUAUACUGGCAUUGCUGGUGCUAGGCUGCUUCGUAGAUUGAUUCGUUCCGACUUGUACGAGUUGGCUGUAGGUUUGGUAAACAAUUUUCCUGAUUUGGCCAAAUGUGGUUCAGAUGAAUUACUAUCUCCUCUGGCACUGCUGGCUACAAAGAUAUCAGUAUUCACUGGUGAAAGUCGUCCAAGCUCUCGCAAGCGAUUAUCUUGGAUCCAGAAGCUUCUUUUCAUUUCUUCUACCACAUUUUUGGAACCAGCGGUUGGAUUGAAACAGACUGGAUACAAAAACAAAAAACACCAUGAUGGAAUUAAAUUAGCAGAAAUCCUUUGCGAGAAACUGGAAAGUUUAAGUGAGAAGGAAAUCGAUUCUAUCGUAGGUGGUCCUCUCCUCCAAGCAGCACGUUUCGACAACUACAAGCUUCUUGAAAUUAUUGUGACAAAAUUUCCUUCAUCAGUUUAUUAUUGCGACACCAAGGGGAAGACUGCACUUCACGUUGCAGUAGAAAAUCGAUCCAGAAAUGUGUUUAAUUUGAUUUAUCGAAUGAGUGAGCAUAGACACAUCCUAAUGAGUUCAAUGGAUCACCAUGAAAAUACCAUCUUGCAUUUGGCUGGAAAAUUACUACCUGAAAACAAACUGAAUCGCUCUUUUGGCCCGGCUCUCCAGAUGCAGCAAGAACUACAAUGGUUUAAGGAAGUGAAGAAGGUCGUACCACCUUCUUACUAUGACAUAUUAAACAGUGAGGGCAAAACUGCUAAUGAAGUAUUUACAGAGAGACAUGUAAAACUAAAAAGAGAAGGAGAAGAAUGGUUGAAAGAUACAGCAAACGGAUGCUCGUUGAUAGCAGCACUUGUUGCUACAAUUGCAUUUGCAGCAGCAGUUACAGUUCCAGGCGGAAACGAUGAGGACAACGGGUUCCCCAUUUUCUCAAGAAAUGGCGCUUUCACCUUGUUCGCCCUUUCAAACGGAAUAUCCCUCUUCACUUCUAGCACUUCUUUAUUGGCAUUUGUUUCUAUUUUAACUUCUCGUAAAGCGGAAGAGGAUUUUCUGCACGCUUUGCCAGACAGUCUGUCUAUGGGACUUCACCACAUGAUUGCCUCCAUAUCAUUCAUGACCAUUAGCUUUUGUGCGACGCUGUAUCUUGUGCUCAUCGGGAAGAACAGAUGGCUUCUUCUUCCUUUGACUUUAUUUGCUUUGUUCCCUAUUGCCGCACUUGUGCGAUGGCUAUUCCCACUCUUUUCAGCUGUGUCUUCUUCAACACUUGUACUUGGCAUCUUUCGCAAAAAGAAUAAAGCUGGUUGUUCUUUUGAGGCAUAGAAGAAAUGUACACGCAAGUAUAUGCAUGAACUAUGCUGUCCCAUUUUCUGUCUAUGAUUUUGACUUGUAGGGUCCUGAUUGAAAUACGGCAUCGUGUAACAUGAUUGAUGUUGUCACCGACAUUGCUUUCUGACUCGGCCUUUGGAAAUGUUUCACCAACUUCCAGAAACUAUUGCUGGUAUACACAAUGGAUGCCUUGAGUAAUGAAGAACUGGUGAAUGAUAGUGAGCAGCGGACUCUUCUUAUCAACAACAGCAUAGGAAUGACAAAUCAGCAUCAUUUUGUUAUAUUUUAGAUUCAUACUUCUUGUAAGAACUUUUCAUGACACUAACAAUGUAGCUAUGUAACUUUCAGUUGAAUGUAGCCAGUUAUGUUAAUGGAUU
This is a messenger RNA of Lycium barbarum (goji berry), 2795 nucleotides long. RefSeq lists its product as uncharacterized. Lineage: Eukaryota; Viridiplantae; Streptophyta; Magnoliopsida; Solanales; Solanaceae. Gene Ontology annotation, molecular function: protein binding. Bases 244 to 2412 code for a protein of 722 amino acids. The record is from RefSeq and is a predicted model, not a curated record. The transcript has 6 exons.